CACACACAGCCAGUGCCGUGCACGAACUAGGGCGAAAGAUAAAAGAAGUUUUUCCCAAUCUGUCGCGCGAGUUUUCCCACACGAUGAGCGGCAGAGUUUUUCGGCCGGCUACAGCGCAGACAACUUAAGAGGAGCGUAAGUGAGUGAGGAGUGAGAGUGAAGUGGAGUGUAGGUCUGUGUGGGUGUGUGGGUGUGUGUGUGAGUGAGAGAGAGAGUGAGGGCGAAGCAGAGUGAAGGAGUGUUGAAGAAAACGAAAGCCGAGAGAAGCCUGCCCUUCCCGAAACGGUAUGCUUCCGCAUCCGCUACUAGACAGCCCGUGGACAUGAGUGUCACAUGACUCAUCGCGAUGCAUAAAAUUGCGUUAUGGCCCUGGUUAGCCAUAGCCUGGAGAUGGAGAAUCGUCAUUAUGUUGAGUUUGUUAGCACAAAGCUGGUGCGCCGGCUCUGCCCUGUCAAGUGGUUCAAGAACAAACGAUGGAAGCGGCGACCUGGAGGAGGACGGACCGCUCCGGGGGACGCCGGCGGGGGUGUUCUCCGAGCGGCAGGCGGGGGGCAGCACACCGGCGGAGGAAGCCGUCGAAGACUCUCUGCAAACAAUCCACGAUAUCGCGACGGAAAACCUGGGCGCCCUCUGCCUCACGAAGCUGUACAGCCCGCUGAAGAUAACGCUCAACCCGGAACGCUACACCGGCGCACGGCAGAAGGCCGACCUGGCCGCGGUCGUCCUGCAGGAUGUGGGAGUCUCGCGCCACAACGGAUUGCUUGAUGCCCUGGCCAAGGGUUUGCUCUCCGAUGCGCACGUCACCAGCGCUCGCAUCCUCUCGAUCAACGCCACCGACGGCCUGCUGACGAACUCGGUGUGGUGGAACAAGGAGCCGGGCGGCCUGAGUGCACCGAUGCGGAUCGAGGCCGACGGAAUCGCCAUCGGCACCAAGCCCGCUUCCACCUAUCCUUGGUACGAAGACGAAUCGUCCUCUCCCGGGCUGCGAUCGCCCAAAUUCCCACCGCCACCGCCGGACAUUUCGUACCGCGGCUGGUGGACCUACCCGUACUACUCCUGUGAUCAAAAGAAGUGGAUCUUGUCCUACAGCGUAGCAAUCCCACCGAUGGGUCGGCACGGCAUUCGCGGCUUCCUGAGCAUCGACAUCGACAUCAGCGACCUGCAAGUGAACCAGUGCAACAACCCGAACCGCUUCGAGAUCCUCAGCUACAACCAGCACCUCCGCCAGUACUACCCAUUCGUGCGCAACCUCAAGCUCGGCGAGGACGAGCAGAUGCGCCAGAUCGAGGCCUUUCACGGUUCGCACAAGUGCCACGCGCACAGCAUGCGCUGCGAGUACCGGCCGGUCGUGACGAGCGUCAUCACCGGUCCUUCCCCCCUUACCAUGAGCCUCAGCAACGGCAGCUCCGCGCUGGCAUCCUUCGCUGCCUCAUCCUCCUUAUCAUCCUCCUCCACCUCCUCGUCAUCGAUCAACGGGACGGGAGGGAUGGGGCCGAGUGUGGUGGUGGCCGCUGGCAACCCCAUGCAGACCGUCAUCAAUGGGUGGACCCGGGGAGCGUACCAGUGCCGCUGCCGGGACGGGUACUACUCCUUCCGCCAUCCGGACGGGUUUAACGGGAGCAUCAUGGAGGUAGCGUACCAGGAGUACCGGACCAACUACAGCACCUACUACAAGGAGGUGUUUGUAUGCGUGCGCUGUGCACCCGGUUGCGCCACCUGCACCGGUCCCGAACCCUGUCUCGCCAGCUAUGAUUGGGCUUUCAGAACGACACUGCUCACCUUCUCCGUCAUGUGCGCCGGAUUCACCGUCGUGCUCGCACUGUACAUGUACCAGCACCGGAAGGUGAAAGUGUUCAAGGUGGCCAGCCCGAUCUUCCUCACCAUCACGCUGCUCGGUUGUGCCUUCAUGUACCUGGAGAUGGCGGCCAUCUUCCCGAUCCUGGAUACCUACGCCUGCAUCGCCACCAAGUGGACGCGCCACAUGGGCUUCUGCGUGACGUACACGGCGCUGCUGAUGAAGACCUGGCGCGUCUCGCUCACCUACCGCGUCAAGUCGGCGCACAAGGUGAAGCUCACCGACAAGCAGCUGCUGCAGUGGAUGGUCCCGAUCCUGCUGGUCAUGUUCAUCUACCUCGGCACCUGGACCCUGUCCGCUCCGCCGACCGCCGAGAAGAUCGAGGACCAGUACGGGUUGAUAUUCAAGCAGUGCUCGUACAACUGGUGGGACCACAGUCUGGCCAUCGGGGAGGUGCUGUUUCUCGCCUGGGGAAUACGCGUGUGCUACAACGUGCGCAAUGCCGAGUCGCUCUACAACGAGGCCAAGCUCAUCUCGUACGCCAUCUACAACAUCGCGCUAGUCAACACGACCAUGGUGGCCUUCCAUCUGUUCAUCUUCCCCCAGGCCGGGCCGGAUAUUAAAUACCUGCUCGGGUUCAUUCGGACGCAGCUUUCCACCUCCGUCACGAUCGCGCUCGUGUUCGGCCCGAAGGUCCUGCGGAUCCUGCGCGGCCAGGGCGACCAGUGGGAUCAGCGGGCGCGCAAGCGUGGCAUCACCGCGUCCUUCUCGCUCAACGGGAUCGGUCUGGUGCCGGAGGAAACGGCCGACCUCUAUCAGGAGAACGAGGAGCUGAAGGAAGAAAUUCAGAAACUUGCUGCUCAAAUUGAAUUCAUGAAAAUUGUUCACAUGGAAAUGAACAAUCGCCAUCUGAAGCCGAAACCGGGCGGCUACUUCACCAUGAAGAGCCCGCUCGGCAAAUCGUUCGGAGGAAGUGGCAGUGGCAGCGGGUCGCACAAGCACAAACACACCGGUGGAAAGGAUGACUCGCUGCGGGAGCAUAGCGGCGUGACGGAGGACGGCCACAGCGGGACGAACAGUUGCUACUCGGGCACGGCCAACUCGAUCGGGUAA
Molecule: messenger RNA, 2908 nt
Organism: Anopheles coustani
Lineage: Eukaryota; Metazoa; Arthropoda; Insecta; Diptera; Culicidae
Product: probable G-protein coupled receptor CG31760
Exons: 12
Coding region: 347-2908 (853 amino acids)
Biological process (GO): G protein-coupled receptor signaling pathway
Cellular component (GO): membrane
Molecular function (GO): G protein-coupled receptor activity
Source: RefSeq, a predicted model, not a curated record